Zingiber officinale is the source of this 2007-nucleotide messenger RNA. RefSeq names its product zinc finger MYM-type protein 1-like. The transcript is spliced from 6 exons. The record is from RefSeq and is a predicted model, not a curated record. Bases 1 to 2007 code for a protein of 668 amino acids. Lineage: Eukaryota; Viridiplantae; Streptophyta; Magnoliopsida; Zingiberales; Zingiberaceae.
AUGAGCACAUCACGUGUUUCAAGUGCCAGAGAUCAGGGGCAGAUGUACCGGGGGGCGGCGUCGACGGUCGCCCCCCCUUGCCGGCGAAACAAAAAAAAUAUAUCGGAGCGCGGCGGUAAAAAACUCUUCACAGUGACGAAGAAAAAAUCGCAGUCGCACUCGCAGCAGGAGAAAAAACAGAACGGUGUCGGAGAAAACGAAGAGACGAAGAACAAGUAUGAUGUUGGUGCUAGAGAUCGUAUUCGAAAAGAAUAUGUUGCUAUGGGCCCUUGUCAAUCUCGAGGCCAUAAUUUUCCAAGAAAAAAAGAUAGACCUAGUAAUAUAGGGGUUAGAGGAGAUGAUGUGUUUACGAGAUCUGGUUUCAUAAAUUGGAAAAAAGCAAUUGAAAAAUUCAAUGAGCAUGUAGGUGGAGUUGGUAGUGCGCACAAUGAGGCAAGAAUACAGUUUGAGGGUUUCAAGAAUCAAAGACAAAGUGUGGAAUAUUCAUUUUCAUCGGGGAAACAUGAGCUUGAAGUUGCUUAUCAGUGUCCAGAAGUUGCGACAGUUGUUGGAAUGAAUGCACCUGGAAAUAAUCAAAUGAUUGCCCCAAAAAUUCAAAAGCAAUUGGUGAAUGCUUGUGCAGUUGAGACCACAAAUGCUAUUCUAGAUGAUCUUGGAGACAGAUAUGUGAACAAACAUGGAGAGGUGAUUGAACGAUUUAUGGCUGUAGUUCAUGUUGUAACAACUACGGCUGCUUGUUUGAAGGAGGCAAUCGACUCUUUAUUUGCUAAGUAUGGUUUGUCAGUGGCGAGAUUGAAGGGUCAAGGAUAUGAUGGUGCUUCAAAUAUGUUUGGAGAAUUUAAUGGCUUAAAAUCACUGAUAAUGAAAGAAAAUCCAUAUGCAUUGUAUGUUCAUUGUUUUGCUCAUCAACUCCAGCUAGUGGUUGUAGCUGUUGCUCAAGCAAAUCAAUAUGUUUAUGAUUUCAUGUGGAUUGUUGGUUCGAUUGUGAACACAUCUGCAUCAUCUUGCAAAAGGGCCGACAAACUUCGACAACUUGAACAUGACAGAAAAGUUAAACUUCUUGAAAGAGGAGAGAUUAGUUCUUGUAGAGGACUAAACCAAGAAACUAGUCUAGCUAGACCUGGAGAUACACGAUGGGGGUCUCAUCAUUCAAUUUUAUGUCAUAUUGAACAAAUGUGGCCAUCUGUUAUAGAGGUUCUUCAAAAUUUGAUUGAUGAUGGUGAUCGUUCUUCUAAGGGUUUAAGUAGAACUUUGGUUGAAAGAAUGGAGAGAUAUGAAUUUGUGUUUAUUCUACUAUUGAUGAAACGUAUAUUGGCAAUCACAAAUCAUUUGUCAACCGUUUUAAAAGAGAAAGAUCAAAAUAUUAUGAAUGCGAUGCAUUUGAUCAAUAAUAUGAAAUGCAAAUUGCAAAAGUUGAGAGAUUCUGGAUGUGAUAUUUUACUUGAGGAUGUGAAGAAAUUUUGUAACACUCAUUCCAUUGAAAUAAUUAAUAUGACAGAUAACAUCAACAACCGUAGUCGUUUGAAGAGAGAUGGAAUAAAUGUUAAUUUUUAUCACUACUACCAUAUUGAAAUUUUUUGUGAGGUUAUCGAUAUUAUUCUACAGGAGAUGGAUAGUCGUUUCUCUGAAACAACUGCAAAUUUGUUGAUUUAUAUGUCAUGCCUUGAUCCUAGGAACUCGUUCUCUAGAUUUGAUGUACAGAAGUUAGUGCGUUUAGCUCAUUUUUAUAAGGAUGAUUUUUCUUGGAAUGAGCAUAUGUUGGCUGAACAAGAGCUUGAAACAUAUAUUGAUGAUGUCAGAUUAGAUGAACGAUUUGAAGGCAUUUCAAAUUUGGGAGCUAUAGCAAAGAAAAUGAUUGAAACAAUGAAGAAUCGUGUAUUUCCUUUGGUUUAUCGGAUGAUUGAGCUAGCCUUACUUCUUCCAGUUGCUACUGCAACCGUUGAAAGAGUGUUUUCGGCAAUGAAUAUUGUCAAAACAGAUUUGCAAAACAGAAUUGGAGAUGAAUGA